Messenger RNA from Calidris pugnax (ruff), 6190 nucleotides. RefSeq names its product Janus kinase and microtubule interacting protein 3 (gene JAKMIP3). The record is from RefSeq and is a predicted model, not a curated record. NCBI's taxonomy places the organism in Eukaryota, Metazoa, Chordata, Aves, Charadriiformes, Scolopacidae. The transcript has 26 exons. Gene Ontology annotation, molecular function: kinase binding; microtubule binding. Bases 615 to 3392 code for a protein of 925 amino acids.
UGGCUGAGGGGCGGCUGCUGCAUCCUCGCAGUGAGCUCAUUCUCCCCGGAGGGAGCGGGAUUUACAGUGCAUCACCCAGCAACUGCAGCCUCCUGCUGAAAUUCAUCUUUAGCUUCUCCUCAGUUAGGCUGCUCUGAGGCUUCACUUUGGGGGUGUGUACAUGGGACCGUCUUCCCAUCUGAGAUCAUGCAGGAGGGCUCACACUUGACUCCAUAAGAUUUUGGAACCUCCAGGACCGCCCUCGUCGAGCGGAUGUUUGUGGGAGAGGAAUGGUGUUAAUGGUGUUAAUCCCCAGCGCUGCCGCCUUCGGUGGGUGCUGCAGCCCAUCCCCCUAGAGCAUCGUCACGAUACAUCUCCACCAAGGCUGCUGCCCUGUACUGUUAAGCCUCGUUACUCGUGCUCGGACAGGGAAAAGUGCUGCUCUGUUGGGGUUUUGAGGAUGAGUCAGGAUGAAUAAACCAAUGCAUUGAAGGUCAUCGUCCCAAAAGAUCGUUAUCCACAUUAAUAAGGCACGUAGGAAAAUGUAGUGGGACGGCGGGAAGGAGGAGAAGCCCGAGCGAGCACUGGGACGAGGCCCUGGGGCAGCGCUCCCCUCGCUGCCGCGCGGCCUCACCAUGUCCAAGAAGGGCAGCAGCAGCCGAGCCAGGGGGGAGAGGCCGGACGCCUUGGCCGCCCUGCAGGCUGCCAACGAAGAGCUCAGGGCCAAGCUCACCGACAUCCAGAUAGAGCUCCAGCAGGAAAAGAGUAAGGUCAGCAAGUUGGAAAGAGAGAAAAAUCAGGAAGUUAAGCAGAUCAAAGAGCACGAACAGCAUAAAAGUACAGUGGUGGUAACAGAGCUCAAAGUCAAACUUCAUGAGGAGAAAAUGAAGGAGCUCCAAGCUGUUCGAGAAGCACUUUUGAGACAGCACGAAGCUGAACUACUUAGAGUAAUAAAAAUUAAAGAUAAUGAAAUCCAGAGACUGCAGACCCUUCUCAAUGCUGUACGGGAUGGGGCUCCUGACAAGGUGAAAACGGUGCUGCUCACGGAGGCGAAGGAGGAGGCCAAGAAAGGGUUUGAGGUUGAGAAAAUAAAAAUGCAGCAAGAAAUUUCAGAGCUGAAGGGGGCAAAGAAACAAGUGGAAGAGGCUUUGACUAUGGUCAUCCAAGCUGAUAAAAUCAAAGCAGCAGAGAUCAGGAGUGUGUACCACCUGCAUCAAGAGGAAAUCAACAGAAUUAAGAGGGAGUGUGAGAGAGAAAUUCGUAGACUGAUGGAGGAGAUUAAGUUUAAGGACAGAGCAGUCUACGUGCUGGAGAGAGAGUUAGGGGUCCAAGCCGGGCAUGCUCAGAGACUGCAGCUCCAAAAGGAGGCUUUAGAUGAACAACUUUCCCAGAUCAAAGAGGCCGAUCGGCAUCUGAGCAGCCCCAAGCGGGAACUUCCUUAUGCAAGUGGUGCAGGAGACGCCUCAGAUCAUUCGGGAAGCCCCGAACAGCAGUUGGAUGAAAAGGAUGCCCGUCGUUUCCAACUGAAAAUCGCCGAGCUGAGUGCCAUCAUCAGGAAGCUGGAGGACCGGAACGCGCUGCUGUCGGAGGAGAGGAACGAGCUGUUAAAACGUCUCAGAGAAGCUGAAAGUCAGUAUAAGCCCAUUUUGGACAAAAACAAGCGCCUUAGUAGAAAGAAUGAAGAGUUGUCACAUGCCUUACGUCGAAUGGAGAAUAAAUUAAAGUUUGUAACGCAAGAAAACAUAGCGAUGAGGCAAAGAGCUGGAACGAUAAGGAGACCGAGCUCUUUAAACGACCUUGACCACAGCCAGGAAGAAAGAGAAGUCGAUUUCCUGAGACUACAGGUCAUUGAACAGCAAAACAUCAUUGAUGAACUCUCCAAGACCCUGGAAACUGCUGGCUAUGUGAAGAGUGUCAUGGAACGUGAUAAGCUCCUAAGGUAUAGGAAGCAAAGGAAAAAGAUGACCAGAAUUCCUAAGAAGCCGGUUGUGGAGACGUUUUUUGGCUACGAUGAAGAAGCUUCCCUGGAGUCCGAUGGUUCCUCUAUCUCGUAUCAAACUGACCGGACAGAUCAAACCCCUUGCACUCCUGAAGAUGACUUGGAAGAGGGCAUGGCCAAGGAGGAGACGGAGCUGCGGUUCCGGCAGCUGACCAUGGAGUACCAGGCUCUGCAGCGCGCGUACGCCCUAUUGCAGGAACAGGUCGGAGGAACAUUGGAUGCAGAACGAGAAGUUAAGACACGUGAGCAGCUCCAAGCAGAAAUCCACCGAUCCCAGGCUCAAAUAGAAGACCUGGAGAAGGCCCUCGCUGAGCAGGGGCAGGACAUGAAGUGGAUUGAGGAGAAGCAAGCAUUGUACAGAAGAAAUCAAGAACUGGUAGAAAAGAUAAAACAAAUGGAAGCUGAGGAAGCUCGCUUGAAACACGAUGUGCAGGACGUUAAGGACCAAAACGAGCUCCUGGAGUUCAGGAUCCUGGAGCUUGAGGAGAGAGAGCGACGGUCGCCUGCCAUCAACUUCCACCACGGCCCUUUCACCGAGGGGAAGAGCCCUCUCCAGGUGUACUGCGAGGCAGAAGGUGUAACAGACAUAGUAGUAGCAGAGCUGAUGAAAAAAUUGGACAUUUUAGGGGAUAACGCCGUAAGUAAUCUGAGCAAUGAAGAGCAAGUGGUUGUCAUACAGGCAAGGACAGUUCUCACGCUGGCUGAGAAGUGGCUCCAGCAGAUUGAGGUGACGGAGUCUGCGCUGCAGCAGAAGAUGCUGGAUCUCGAGAACGAAAAGGAGCUCUUCAGCAAGCAAAAGGGCUACCUGGAUGACGAGCUGGACUUCAGGAAACAGUCCUUGGACCAAGCUCACAAGCAAAUUCUGGAAUUAGAAGCCAUGCUCUAUGAUGCCCUGCAGCAAGAAGCUGGAGCCAAAAUUUCCGAACUUCUUUCAGAAGAGGAGAAAGAGAAGCUGAAGAGCGCGGUAGAGCAAUGGAAGCGGCAGGUGAUGAGUGAGCUGCGGGAGAGGGACGCCCAAAUCCUGCGGGAAAGGAUGGAGCUCAUCCAACACGCACAGCAGAGAAUUAAAGAGCUAGAAGAAAGAAUUGAAGGCCAAAAAAGACAAAUAAAAGAGUUAGAGGAAAAGCUUUCAUUCUUUGGUCAUAGUCCUUCAGGCCACACGCAAAAGCCUACCGAGGAAGCUGGAAUUGCUCCUUCUGUUACUAACAGGAAGACAGCACUGAUUACCAAGACACAAAAAGAGACAUGGCCAUUUCAGGAACUUCAAAUAUCUCUCACAUUUUGCUGCCGGCGAUGGAAGGUGCAAUCCUUCUCACCCUUUCAGACUGCAGCUGAAGUAGGGUGUGUGGAAGUGUCUGCGCGGGUGGUGCCUGCGCCACCGGACCCUCUGAGCGUUGGGAAAAGCCAGAAUUGAGCUGACAAAGACGAAAGCCAAAAACCCCUUCCCUCCCUCCCUCCAGCCAUGGGCUCCUUCCUGGGGUCCUGGCUCUGCUGCUCGAACUGACUUUCAGUGGAAGUCCUGGCUCUGCUGCUUGGAAUAGCUCUCGGCUUUGCUCACGGAGCUCUACGGUGAUUCAGGUCAACUGAAUGUCUUUGGUUCCCUGCUAAGCAGGCAGCACAUCGCUUCUCUGGAGAAGUGCCCGUCUCCUCUUUUGUAUGUCCCGCAUUUAUAUUUGUUAUUCAUAGUUAUUUGAAAAUCUGUCUUGAAAAAGAGAUUUUAGGAAGAGUUCCAGAGGAGUAACUCACGACAAGAUACAAGUGAAUGAAAAGGAAGCGGUUUGUUCGUGGCGCGGGGUACACCAGGGCUGGCUGAACACCCCGGGGGCCCAGCUUCAGGGAGAAACCUGAGGGUGUGUUUGAACCCUCCAGCAAAUCAAGUUGUAGUUUUGGGGGGAGUUUUCAGCAGACCGUGGCCCCCAGCACCAUGAGAAAUACGGCACCAUCAUUUAUAAUUUGCUGUCCCUAAAUGAUGACAAAAGACCUAACGUUGUCCCAACAAAAAUGUCAACCUGGGAAGGAGUGAGUGGGCGACACGUUCUGCGGCCCCGCGGGCGCUGGGCUGGGGCGACACAAGAACCUGGGGACAAGGGACCCUGGGCCCGGGAGGUGGUGCCGGAGCUGGGAAGGAGAAAUGGAUCCUCCAGAAAAACAGGUGGAGGAGGGAGAAUCCAGAAGAAAUCCCCGCGGUGAGAGUCGCCAGGACAGGCUCCCGUCCACAGCUUUCCACGGCCACCGUGUCACCGAGGUCCCCGAGGGCAGGAGGUGGGGGGAGCUGCCCUCCCCCGGGAGCGAGGGGCAGGAACCAGAGCCAGAGCCCCUGGCAGGACCCUGCUCUGCUUCCCAGACGUGUGUGGAGUUUAUAAAGCUACGAAGAAAAUCCCUUGAUACCGAGAUUCCAAAAACUCUCCGGAUACUUGUGCAUCAAUCGCCUGCUUCAAACCGGACGGUGUGAACAGCAAAGGGAGCUAGACUACAAAAAUGUAAGGAAAUUAAUUGUUAAGAGAAGUGUUACAUUUGUACUGAAGUAACAUGGCAUUUUAAGUCAAAAGUUAUGGAUUUUGAUAUCAGCAUAUCAUUCUAUUAUAAAAGUAAUUUAACAAAGUCCAAUUCUACCAGAUACCAAUAUCAGGAUUACAUGGAUGGGCUGCAUUUUUACUUCCUGCAUUUCGUGCUUAAAACAUUGUUAAACCCUAAGUGUCCGUUGGGAGUUCUGCUUAAAUACUCCAUGUCUUAACAUACUUCAUUUAUGGGAAGAACUGCAAGCAGCAGGAGAGGUCCCUGCCUGCAGCCUGAGGCCCGGCCGGGCCAGCACCCCUCAGACCAAAGGGGCCGCGGGGCUGACCCCUGGGGGCUGCUGGGGACCCGGAACGGGGGCCACCAGCCCCUUUGAUGUGGCCUGGACCCAUCGCAUCUCUCUUGGCUCAGGCCGUGCUUCUGCACCUCCUGUGGACGUGUCUGCAGUUCCAGUUCUGUUUUCCCAUUAAUUAGACUUUUUUAAUCAUGUUUUUUUAAUUGAGAAGCUAACUGUACAGGACAGGUACGUGUGUAAAUAAGGGAUUAUGCUUAUGUAUAUGUUAAUAUUUAUAUGUAAAAAGAUAUGUACAUAGGAAAGAAAAAAAAUGGCUCAAAGAAUGUUUUCAAAACGGUUUAUUUUACAAAUGCACAGCCAGGAAAGUCACAUAAACGUGCUCCUUGAUUUCAGCGUGAGGGUUUUCGCUCGGUUGCCAGUCCCUUUGUGUUCGAAGGGGGGGCUGCAGGAGGGUCUGUACCGUGAGGCCUUGGCCGUGGGAGGGGUCGUUCCGGAGCCGCUGCCCCCCUUCGCCCCGGGAUGAGCCGGGUGGGAUCUCGUUUGCCCUCCGGCCACCAGCGCUCCUCACCGGGGAGCGUCCUGCGGGGUUCCCCCGCCCUCCCUCCAGCUGCCACCCGUGGGGCCGGAGGAGCCGGGUGUCUCCCCGCUGCGUGACCCACGCACCCCGGGAGGACCCGAGCAGGGCGGGGAGGGAAUCCCGGGUGGAUCCUGCCCGGGUGGGUCCUGGCGGGUGACACCGCGGUGGCCCCGGCCGCGUCCCGGAGCGAUGUGUCUGACUGCGAUCCGCGGGAGCCGCGGGGGUUUGUCAGCGGCCGGGGGCUCCAGGCCCGGCCUGGGUCGGGCUGUGGGAGGCCCGUGGCUGCUCUGACCGUCUCCUGCCCCAGCGACACCCGUAGCCUUCAGCGUUCCCCCGAGUGCCUUACCCACCCGCCGGCAGCGCUCCGGACCGCGGGGACAACGCGCCCGGGCUCCCUCGGGGGGAGCGACCCCCGGCCCCCGUGGGCAGCGUGUGUCCGCACCGCGCGGGGCCUCGUUAGACUCAGGAAAUCCGGGUGUGAUCAGUGCGUGGGACCUGCCGCGGACCGUGCUGGGAAGAGGAACUAUUGUAAACUUAUGCAAAACGUAAACCAGAGAAAACUUUUUUUUUUUUUUCCUGCUGGGCAGCGCGCCCCGAGCCGUGCUGUGACACAGCCCCCCGACCCCGUCCCCACACCCACCCCGUGGGUCAGUGCGGAGGCAGCCAGUGAGAGGCCAGACCAGGGCUGGAGGGAUCAAUUGCAGAAUUUUACACAUAUUUUUGUAUUGUGAUUCAUAUGAUAUAUAUCGAGAGACUUUCUAUUCAUUUGUAAAAUACAUAAAUUAUUGUAAACUUUUAAUAAAAAGAUCUGUUUUAAAUCUUCAAA